UCCUGACUACGCAAGGAGAUUUAGAGCUAAUAUAUUGGGAUAAUGAGAAGGACGAUUGGGAGGUCCGGUGGAAAGCUUUGAAGACUGAGUGCCAUGUUUAUGGUAAGUGUGGUGCAUUUGGAAGCUGUGAUUCACGGAAUUCACCAAUUUGCAGCUGUUUACGGGGGUUUGAGCCAAAUAACACAAUAGAAUGGAGUAGAGGAAAUUGGGCUAGUGGAUGUGUGAGGAGGACGCCCCUGCAGCGUGGGAGGGUGAACAGUACUGGUGGUGAAGCCAGCAAAAUGGAUGGGCUUUUGAAACAGAAGAUGAUAAAGGUGCCAGACUUUGCAGAUUGGUCAGCUGCUCAUGAAGAUGAUUGCAGGCAGCAGUGUUUACAGAAUUGUUCCUGUAUAGCUUAUGCAUAUGAUGUUGGCACGGGGUGUAUGCCAUGGACUAGAAGCUUGAUUGACACACUCCAAUUCUCCAGCGGUGGAGUUGAUCUUUACAUUCGUGUUGCCUCUUCAGAACUUGAUAAAGAGGGAGAUGUGAAAAAAAUUAUCGCAAUCACAGUGGUAAUAGGAACAGUUUCCAUUUCAAUCUGCACUUUAAUAUUGUGGAGGUGGAUAGCUAAACAUAAAGCAAUGAAAAAGAAAGCAAAGGGAAUCUUGUUGUUCAACAGAGAGGAAGCACACAAAAAAUCCCCCAGUGAAAACAUGCCUGGAGACAACCUGAACCAAGUUCAGGUCCAGGAGCUACCGUUAUUCAAUUUUGAGAAGCUGACGAGUGCAACAAACAACUUCCAUCAAUCUAACAAGCUUGGGCAGGGUGGUUUUGGUCCCGUAUACAGGGGAAAAUUGUCAGAUGGACAAGAGGUUGCAGUGAAAAGACUCUCCAAAACUUCAGGACAAGGGUUAGAAGAAUUUAUGAAUGAGAUGGUAGUAAUUUCUAAACUCCAACAUCAGAAUCUUGUUAGGCUCCUUGGCUGCUGUGUCGAAGGAGAAGAGAGGAUGUUGAUAUAUGAAUACAUGCCAAACAAAAGUCUAGAUGCAUUCCUCUUCGAUCCACACAAAGAAAGAUUGCUAGAUUGGAGAAGACGCUUCAACAUUAUUGAAGGAAUUGGUCGAGGUCUACUCUACCUUCAUAGGGAUUCGAGAUUAAGGAUUAUUCAUAGAGAUCUAAAGGCAAGUAACAUCUUGUUGGACAAAGAGCUAAAUCCAAAAAUAUCAGAUUUUUGUAUGGCUCGGAUUUUUGGAGGUAAUGAAGACCAGGCCAAUACUAAUAGGGUCGUCAAAACUUAUGGCUAUAUGUCUCCUGAAUAUGCAAUGGAAGGGCGAUUUUCAGAGAAAUCAGAUGUUUUCAGUUUUGGGGUUUUGUUACUAGAGAUAUUUAGUGGAAGAAGAAACUAUAGCUUUAAUAAGGAUGAGCAGUCCCUAAGCCUUUUAGGAUUUGCAUGGAAAUUGUGGAAUGCAAACAACAUUAUGGCCUUAAUCGACCCAAUGAUAUCUGAACCAUGCUUUGAAAUGGAGAUUUUGAGAUGCAUACAUGUCGGCUUGUUAUGUGUGCAAGAUUUUGCCAAAGAUAGGCCGAAUGUUUCUGUUGUUAUCUCCAUGCUUAAAAGUGAGAUUGUUGAUCUUCCUCAUCCAAAGCAGCCUGCAUUUACUGAAAGGAAGAUUGCCUUAGAUAAUCAUCUCCUGAAAUCCAAAUAUCACCAAGAUUGAAGAAAUCAACUGCUGCAAUCUGGAAGGGAAUUCAAUUCCAUUGCUUAACAAGGGUCAAAUACCAAUCCCAGAAAUUAGCCAAGUAGUAGACCUCAUCCUCUCUAGUUCAAAGCAAUGGAAAAAUGGUCUUCUUUCCAAAUAUUUUUGAGUCCAAUUAGCCAUCCACAUUCAAAAUGUCUAAUAAUAAAAGAGUCAAUGUAAACAUUUUCACAUCUUCCUUCAAGCCGCAGCUAAGGCUGCCUUACUCGUAGUGAAGGUGAUACCAAAAUUGUAAUUGAUGUUGAUAUCAGGCCCAUCUCGUGUUCAGACUGGUCCAUUCGAGCGCUCAUUUAAUGGUCUAGCCCACAAUUGGGA
Quercus robur (English oak) is the source of this 2051-nucleotide messenger RNA. RefSeq names its product G-type lectin S-receptor-like serine/threonine-protein kinase At1g11330. Gene Ontology annotation, molecular function: ATP binding; protein serine/threonine kinase activity. Lineage: Eukaryota; Viridiplantae; Streptophyta; Magnoliopsida; Fagales; Fagaceae. The record is from RefSeq and is a predicted model, not a curated record. The transcript is spliced from 8 exons. The coding region runs from base 282 to 1697 and encodes 471 amino acids. Gene Ontology annotation, biological process: protein phosphorylation.